CUGCUACACACUGUGUAGUGCACUACAUGUGGAAAAGGAAGAUAUUUAGGAUUUUGCUAAGGGCAACCUUCAUUUGUGACACGAGUGGCUCAGUUUGAAGUAACGCUUGUGUUUGAAUGUAUGGUGAUAUAUAGAUUAUUGAAAAAUGCUGCCGAAUUUUAGGAAAGUGUUAGUCUUCGGAAUACAGAGACAUAAUUCUCGACUUUUUUCUGCUUCCCAAACGAGUGCCAGAAAAGGUUUAGUUCUUGGUGUGUAUGAAAAGGAUAAAGACAACAGCAACGUGUUUCUCACUGAGGCAGCUGCUGCGUUUGACAGAUCCGUAUCAGGGAAACUCAGUGAGAUUCUGUCCGUAUCUGGACCUCCCUUAAAGAAGGGAAAGAGCCGGAUAUUCUACGGAUUACACCAGGACUUCCCGAGUGUAGCAGUAGUGGGUCUUGGCCAGAAAGGAGCAGGAGUGUGUGGGAAGGAGCACCGGGAUAACAACAAGGAGAACGUCCGAGCAGCCAUAGCAGCGGGCUGCAGGCAGCUUCAGGACCUGGAGAUUGCGCAUGUGGAGGUGGACCCGUGUGGAGACAGCCAGUCAGCAGCAGAGGGCGCCGUGCUCGGUUUGUUCGAGUACGACGAGCUUAAAAGCAAGAAGAAGACCCAGGUGACUCCACAGCUAUAUGGCAGUGGAGAUGAUAAAGCGUGGGAGAAGGGCGUUCUGUAUGGAGAGGGGCAGAACCUAGCCAGGAGAUUGAUGGAGGCUCCGGCCAAUCACGUUACGCCUACGGUUUUCGCCGACACCAUCGAGCAGAAGCUGUCUCCCUUCUCAGACAAAGUGACUGUCCAUAAAAGAGCCAAGUCGUGGAUCGAGAGCGAGCAGAUGGGAGCGUUUCUCAGUGUGUCCAAAGGCUCAGACGAGCCCCCUGUCUUCCUGGAGCUGCAUUACACCGGAAUCCCAGACUCUAAGCAGGCUCCUUUAGUGCUUGUAGGCAAAGGAGUCACUUUCGACAGUGGUGGAAUCUCGAUAAAACCCUCCUCUGGUAUGGACGCCAUGAGGGCGGAUAUGGGCGGAGCCGCAACGGUGUGUUCAGCCAUCGUCACAGCUGCCGCUCUGAAACUGCCAAUCAACAUCGUAGGUUUAACGCCUCUCUGUGAGAACAUGCCUAGUGGAAAAGCUAACAAACCAGGAGAUGUUGUGAAGGCGAAGAACGGCAAAACCAUCCAGGUCGAUAAUACUGAUGCUGAGGGUCGUCUGAUUUUGGCUGACGCCCUGUGCUACGCUCACAACUUCAAUCCCAGGGCUGUAGUCAACGCUGCUACUCUUACCGGCGCUAUGGAUGUAGCCUUGGGUUCUGCCGCUACGGGUGUUUUCACUAACUCUGACUGGCUUUGGGAACAGCUGCAUAAGGCGAGCGUGAUCACGGGCGAUCGGGUGUGGAGGAUGCCACUGUUUCAGCACUACACCAAACAAGUCACAGAAAGUGCUCUGGCAGACUUGAACAAUAUUGGGAAAUAUAGCCGCUCGGGUGGAGCGUGUACAGCCGCUGCGUUCCUGCGGGAGUUUGUAACAGCCAGCCAUUGGGCUCAUCUGGAUAUCGCCGGAGUGAUGUCCAAUAAGGACGAAGUUCCCUACCUGAGGAAGGGAAUGUCCGGGAGACCCACGCGGACGCUCGUUGAGUUUGCUGCUGCCUUGGCAUCUGAGUCUUAAAGGGAUCUGCGUGGGAUCUUUCACCUCUUGGACCACAGGAGUGAAAUGGGUUAAUAUUCAGAACGUCUUUUUUUUUUUUUUGGCCACAAAAAAAUUUUUGUUGCAGAUUAUCAAUCACUUGGGAGAACUUGAGACCUUGGUUUCUAGCAGUGUAUGAUGAUGAUGAUGAUGAUGAUGAUG
Pangasianodon hypophthalmus (striped catfish) is the source of this 1873-nucleotide messenger RNA. RefSeq names its product leucine aminopeptidase 3 (gene lap3). Gene Ontology annotation, biological process: proteolysis. The coding region runs from base 146 to 1693 and encodes 515 amino acids. Gene Ontology annotation, molecular function: metalloaminopeptidase activity; manganese ion binding. NCBI's taxonomy places the organism in Eukaryota, Metazoa, Chordata, Actinopteri, Siluriformes, Pangasiidae. The transcript is spliced from 13 exons. The record is from RefSeq and is a predicted model, not a curated record. Gene Ontology annotation, cellular component: cytoplasm.